Molecule: messenger RNA, 461 nt
Organism: Drosophila hydei
Lineage: Eukaryota; Metazoa; Arthropoda; Insecta; Diptera; Drosophilidae
Gene: ND-B12
Product: NADH dehydrogenase [ubiquinone] 1 beta subcomplex subunit 3
Exons: 3
Coding region: 79-399 (106 amino acids)
Biological process (GO): electron transport chain; mitochondrial respiratory chain complex I assembly
Cellular component (GO): mitochondrion
Source: RefSeq, a predicted model, not a curated record
CUUAACAUUAUCGAUAGCACUUUACAUUUUGUCUACAUUGUGUUCAUAUUGUGACAACAAAAUAAAUAAAUAAUAAUAAUGGGUGGACAUGGUCACGGAGAGCCCUACACGGUACCCCAUCCUUCGUGCUAUAAGGUAGAGAAUGUGCCUCAAUUGCUGAAAGUCAAGGAGGCACUUGGCCGCCAGGGCUUAAACGACCCAUGGCUGAGGAACGAGGCUUGGCGCUACGAAAAGAAGGGAUUCGGUACUCACGGCUCUCGCUUGAGUACAUUUAUGUUCCGCGGCCUCGGUGUCGGUUUUUGUGCAGUUGUCGCCACCAUCGCAAUUGAAUAUGCUCUUGGAAUCGGCAAGGGCCAGGGUGACCAUGGACAUGGUCACGGCGACAAGAAGGAUCAUUAGAGCAAGCUCUUUAAUUAAGUGAUUUAGUUGAAUAAAUAUGCAAAUGUGAAUACGCUCUGAUA